Rhopilema esculentum is the source of this 3269-nucleotide messenger RNA. Its product is annotated as G protein-activated inward rectifier potassium channel 3. Gene Ontology annotation, molecular function: inward rectifier potassium channel activity. Gene Ontology annotation, cellular component: plasma membrane. Gene Ontology annotation, biological process: regulation of monoatomic ion transmembrane transport; potassium ion import across plasma membrane. Lineage: Eukaryota; Metazoa; Cnidaria; Scyphozoa; Rhizostomeae; Rhizostomatidae. The record is from RefSeq and is a predicted model, not a curated record.
AACCAGACCCGAUAAUAGCACGAUGUUCCCUACUUUCAUUAAUAGGCUAAAUUUGAAGUUGAAAAAGUUUGCCAAUUAUUUACAAUUAUUGUUCUUCAGAGUUCAUAGAGUCAAGGUAAAGAACUUUCUUAUCAGCGUAGAAACGAGAUGCCAGGUUUGCUACUCAAGAAGCCGCUUAAAUUAAGAACAAUACCUAAUAUAGAUCUUGAUCAUUGUGUUUAUAUCAACAUGCUGUUCGAGCACAACUGUAGAUAGCAUGUCAUUCCCAUCUUUAAUCAGACAAGUCUGCAGGGGUUGACGGAGAGCCAAACUUCUCUUGAAGCUUGUUUCAUAAUUUUCACCUAUUAUAUAUCAGCCUCACUUCUGAUAAAUCUUGCGCACGAACUUUCGCUUUUAUAAAUGGAAACUAAAGAGGGCGGACAGAGGUACAGAUUGCGUUCAAUGUCGGCCAUUGACAAUAUGUCGCAGAAACUUCCUCCUCUCCGAAAGAAUCGCAGUCAUGGCACAUUCAGUAGAGGUCAGAAAAGUGUUGAGAUUUGUGGUGAUGGCUACGAGAAAGUGGAUCCUGAAAUGGUUUUUGAAGAGAAGCAAACAGACAAACUUCCUAUCAAACCAACUCGAAGACGCCUUGUAGAGAAAAACGGGCAGAGAAAUGUUCGUUCAAAACAUAUUCCGAGGACAAGGUAUGUUCAAGAUAUGUUCACCACAAUUUUAGAUGCGAGAUGGAAAUGGAUGAUGUUUCUUUUCAUUGUCAGCUAUUUAUUUACAUGGACAUUAUUUGCAACUUUCUGGUGGGUGAUUUUCGAGGUUCGCGAGAGCACAAAGUGCAUUGCUGGAGUUCAGCACUGGACCGAAGCAUUUUUAUACUCAAUUGAAACCCAACAGACUAUAGGAUAUGGAACCAGAGCCAUCCGAGAUAACUGUCCAGAGGCCACUCUGCUUUUAAUUAUACAGACUAUAGUUGGUAUGGCUAUCGAUGCAGUUUUACUGGGUCUUGUUUUUGCCAAGUUGGCAAGGCCUAACAAAAGGUCUAGCACCAUCUUGUUUUCUGAAAAUGCUGCUCUUAGCAAAAGAGAUGACAAAUUUUGUUUGAUGUUUCAAGUAGCUGAUGUUCGCAAAAGGCAGUUGCCUGAAGCUCACAUCAGGGCAUAUUUGUUUCGAUCCCUCAAGACUCAAGAAGGGCGAGUGAUACCGUUUUAUCAUGAAAGCCUGCAAAUUGGGCAUGAUCAUAACAAGUAUGACCCAGAUGUGACCCCAGAUAGGCUGUUCUUACUUUUUCCUGUCACAGUCAUUCACAUCAUUGAUGAUGAAAGUCCUUUUUAUAACAUUGGCCCUGAGGAACUGAAGAAAAGUGACUGGGAAAUAAUAAUUUUGAUGGAAGGUGUGGUCGAGGCUACUGGUUGUACGGUUCAAGCUAGAACAUCAUACCUUGGUGAUGAAAUUUUAUGGGGACAUGAUUUUGUCGAUGUUUUUGAGCCUCAAGAUUGGUCUGAUGAUGAGGGAUAUCGAUAUGACCUUUUUAAAAUGAAUGUCCUGUCGCCUACUGCUACACCGCGAUGUAGUCCUAGAGAGUAUUAUUCGUCAAGACAGCUUGAUAGUGUAAAGGAGUCUAGUGAAACUAGAAGAGAUGAGCAGCCUGAUUUAGACAGGCAAAUAUCUGUUGGUUUGACCAUUGGAAGUCUGUAAUUAAUAUUAUUAACAUAGAUAUUUAGAUAUGUUAGAUAAAAUAUAUAUACUUUUAAGUAAUUUAAUGAAAAUGUUACUUAUCAUAGUUACAGCCUAUAUAUUGCUUGUUUUCAGGCAGGUAGUUAAUUCAAGCCCAUUUCCCACUAUAUGGAAAGAUGUUCAUCACUACUUUCUGCUUAGAUAGUAUUCUUAAAACAAAGAUCAGUGCAAGCUGCAAGCAUGUGACUAACUCAUUUUUAUUUAGCAAGAAAGUCUUUAUGAUAGAAAGUGUGAUGAAGAAUUAUCCCUGACAUGAAUACCACCUUGCAUGAAUACAGGCUAUAAUUAGGUGGCCAAUUGUUGUAAAGUUUUUAGGUCAAUUUGUUUCUUUAGUUUAUUUAUUGAUGAUAAUGUUAUUAAAUUUGAUUUUUAUAUUUCAUUCAUCUCAGGUAAUUAAGUUUUAUUAGAAAGCACCUUCAUAUGCAACAACAUUUUUUCAGAAAUAUUAUUUAAAACUAUUCUUAUAAUGUCUUUUCAGUUUUAUGACAUGUUUUGAUUCUUAACGUUUAACUUGUUUCAGUGUUUUGUAUUUUCAGCAAGUAUAGUAAACAGAUGAUUAUAUCAUAUUUUCCAUUAAAAUUUAUUCAAAUCUAGCUGUUUUUGCUUUUUUGGAACUCUUUACUUUGUUAACAUUAUGCUAAAUCCUUGCUUAAGUCUUAUCUAUAACCAAAUUUUCAUGCUGGCACAAACUCAUGUUGUCAUGACUUCAUUUUCGGUCUUAUGUAAAGGGCCCCUUAUUAGUAGCCAUUCUCAAUAUGUUUCGAGCCAGGAGACCAUCAGCUUCCCUGUCGAGAGAUUUGCCAGAAUUUUCAGUUUCUUUUAGUUGUUUCCAAUGCCAAAUCAAUAACUGCCAUUUGAAGUCAUCUUUUGUUUCAUAACUUCCUGGAAGGCUAAAUUUCAGAAAGAUUAUGAAAGAAAUUAGAUAUUCUAAAUGGUGACUAGAUUUCAGCUGAGGACAUAGCAGAUCAACAGCCAGUAUCCAUAUCAGGCUUCCACAUGGCCAUACUUGGAGACUUUUGAUGUAUAAGUUAUAAGAUAAGUUAUAAGUUAUAAGAUAAGUUAUAGGGGACAAUUGGAGACAAGGUAGAGCAUAAUCCUCACAUUUCUGCAGUACAAUAAUGAGGCUUUAAUGCUCCUCCUCUGGCCAUUCACAGACUCAUGCAAUAAUUGCAGGCAGUUUAUUAUAAAGAUAUUUUAACUGUAUAAUAUUGCAGUCACUGGAAUCUUACCAAGAAAAAAGGUCUCUGGAUGAAAUCCAACAACUUUCCUGGCUUUUAGUGAAUGUUGAAAAUAUUAACAAUUUUCUUCGACAAAAUUCCGUUUGGAACUGCCUUGCAAAGGAAAUUGCCAAAAAUCUCUCAAUAUCAGAGAAAUUGUUCCUAAUCGGUUCAGAACCAUUGCUGAUCGCUGAAUUUUAGACUCGUAUGAAUUUUUGGCCAUUUUCUAUCUGGUAUCGCUAACAGGAAGAGAUAAAUUCGCCUUCGCCCAAUCAGCUAAUAGCUAAAUAUUUGACGUUUGAUGACUUUAUGCCUGAUUCCUCAGAC